This is a messenger RNA of Myotis lucifugus (little brown bat), 792 nucleotides long. RefSeq names its product THAP domain containing 10 (gene THAP10). Lineage: Eukaryota; Metazoa; Chordata; Mammalia; Chiroptera; Vespertilionidae. The record is from RefSeq and is a predicted model, not a curated record.
AUGGCAGGAGUCAGUCCAGGAUCUGUUGGAUCUGCAUUAGAAAUGACGCUACAGCAGAGAUUCAAAGAGACCAAAACGGGUCAGCUCCCAGGCAACCCGCUCAGGGGUUACUAUGGAAACAACGAUUUCCGGUCUGGUCCUCUCCCAAAUCUGCGGUUUGUGGGGGCGGGGCCGGUUGGACCCCCGGGGAAGGAAACGCGCGGAACCCCGGCUUCCCCGCGCCAGGCCGCCUCCGUGCCGGCCGUGGUUCCGCUUCCCCGAGGACCGGCCGCGCGGGGCCGCCGCGCCCACUGGCCGGGGGGUGACCUUGUGGUCUGCGCUGACCACUGCGCUCCCGCCUGUUGAGACGUCUCUUCGGUGAUUCAGAAGAACCUGCGAUUCGCCCAGCGCCUGCGGCUGGUGGCGGGCGCCGUGUCCCGCCCGGCGCCCCUGAGCCUCCCCAGCACCUACGGGGUUUGGAUUGCAUUUGAAAAUGAAGUUGUACAAACACUACAUGUUGAUAAUCUAUUAAAUGAUGUCACUUCAGCACCUAUUCACUGUGAAGAAGGCUCAGUGCAUAAAAGCAAACAGAUUUCUCUGAAAAGGGUCCUCACCGUAGUUAUUCAGGCCAAAGUGAAAGUGUUUGGGAAACUUCUGUGUAAUGCAACUAGUCAGGCUGAUGAAUUAUAGUCUAGAACUUCCUCUAUCUUUGGCAUUUACUCCAAUGACUCGACAGAUUCAGCCUUGGACAUCAAGAGUGAACAGAAUAAAUUGUCUUAUAUAGCUAAGCAAGUGAAAGAAGAGACCAGUUAA